Messenger RNA from Ectocarpus siliculosus, 1026 nucleotides. Lineage: Eukaryota; Phaeophyceae; Ectocarpales; Ectocarpaceae. The record is from the annotation of a GenBank genome assembly.
AUGCAGCUGCCAGAACCCUUCCACGCACAUCGACUGCGACGAGCUCCUUACCCAGAGCCCUACGGUAGCGGCGGACAGCUCAUCGUCGUGGGUUAUCGCCACCGCGGUGGGCGCGUCGUUGUUCAUCAUUCUCGCGGCGACGCUGGUGGGCCUGUGGCGACGCAGAAAGGCAGGGGCCGGGGGCGACGGCGGUAACGGGGGAUGGGCUAAUGAAGGCGACGGGGAGAUGUCCGGGAUAGGGUUAGGUGGCACCGGUUGAAGGCGGGGAUGAGGAGGGCAGGGGCCGCCGGCAUGCAACGAGAGAGAUAGCGGCGCGUUCCGUUUCUGUGACGGCGGGGGGCAGCCGGAAUUUUAGCCAGCAUUAGGCGCCAAAGGGUCAAAUUUAUUGAGGCAGGCAGCACGGACUCUUUUAAACACUCAAUCUGCGCGCACACAGGGGCUACGUGGUGGAGGUUUGGGGGGGGAGGGGCAUACUGCGUGUUUCAUCGUCAGACAUAUAUACCUUUGUUAUCGCCACAUGGAGGGUGAGAGGAAUUUGCUGUGUGCUCCACGCUCGCCCCAUUGCCACGCCGAGCUUGCAUGGACCCUUGUAUUUCCAGAUUGACCGCGUUGCGGGACGCGCCUUGUACCCUAGAUCUCGUCACUUUCUCUCUCCUUCCCGUGUUGCGUACACCAAGCGACUCAUAAUUGUAGUACGAUAACGUUCAGGUUCUUCAGGCGAGGCUCUUGCAAUAGCGAUAAAUACAUAGAGAGGCGAGGUCAUUAUGGUCGUCCCCAUUUUUCUUGGGGUUCGGAAUUUUUUUUCUCGCCGUCCUCUUCCCAGGCGUUUGUUUUUUGCUUCAACAAAAUAGAUUAUCACUACCAACCCGGUCCUACCUGGUAGUUUGAAGCUGACUAGCGAGUUACGAUAUCGGCGUACACUGGUGGACUUUUGAGCAGGUAGACAUUAUCAGACCUCAUUGUUUGUUUUUCUUUGGUGAGAUUUAUUCCUUUCGUAAGCACCAUCCGGGAAUGAGAUCGUGACUG